GACGCCAGGCGGCUCUCGCUGAUUGGUCCAGGGGAGCGGCGCCUGGCGGCGAGCGCGGCGCAUGCGCAGACCCUCAUGUGGAGGGCGGCGGCGCGCGCGGCGGGGCGGUGUUGUCGGGAGCGCGCACGGUAACAGCGUUACCGACACUGUUACACGGGCCGCGGUCCCGGAGCCCCCGGCGGUCCCGGAGCCCCCGGCGGUCCCAGAGCCCCCGGCGGUCCCAGCACCCGGACCCUAACACCUGGGAAUUGCCUUUUUCCACCUGAAGCUCGACCAUGACAGACCAAGAGUUUGUUCUCUGCAAGUGGAAGAGGCGUUUGUGGCCAGCCAAGGUUUUGUGCCAACCUGAAGUUGCUGGGAGCAGUCCCGUUGCCACCACGAAAAGGAUGGGAUUUAAAGCUGAAAUCCUUGGCUUGGAGAGGCAGGUCAGUGUGAGCUCUGCAAACGCUGUUCCCCUCACGGAGGAGAGGAUCAAGGCCAUCGCCUCCACCCUGGAGCAAAAGAAAAGCGUGAGCGAGGCCGUGGAGGAGCUGAGAUAUCGCUGUUCCCUUAAAAUCGCCUUGGAUAUUCUGCACCAGACUGAGUCAGGCGGUCAAACUCCACCUGCAGAGGGAGCAAAUCCCGAAUUUCCCCGGCAGGAAUCCGCCCCCUCCCGCGGCUUCUUCUUGCGCUCUCGCUUUAAAAAAACAGAACCUGAGGCUGCCAAGAGGAAAGGAAAACCCCAAAAGAACUGUGGGGUGAAGGAUGACCCCAAAACCGUGAGCAGGGCGGGUUCUGCGGCUCCUGAGGGGAGUGGAAAAGCACCUGGAGGUGGCACGAACCUUUCCAGAGCACCUGGAGGUGGCACGAACCCUUCCAGAGCACCUGGAGGUGGCACGAACCCUUCCAGAGCACCUGGAGGUGGCACGAACCCUUCCAGAGCACCUGGAGGUGGCACGAACCCUUCCAGAGCACCUGGGGGUGGCACAAACCUUUCCAGAGCACCUGGAAGUGGCACAAACCUUUCCAGAGCACCUGGAAGUGGCACAAACCCUGCCAGGUGCGGUGCCAGGGACUCGUGUGUGGCACCAGCCCCUGACAGCCAAAACUGCCAAAAACCAGACCCAAAAUCGUUACCCAGACAAGAAAAAAUCCAGAGUGGAGUCUCCUGUAAGCCAAAGGCUGGGAGAAGUCAGCAAGGAAGGAAAAGAUUGAGGGAUGAUUCCCCUGAGGAUCAAGCACAGGAGGCUCCUGAGGAGGGGUCUCCACCUAAAUCUGGCACUGUGGAAGCUUCCAGAAAGACAGGAGCUCAGCCUGGGAGAACAUUCCUGGAUUCUUCCUGUGAAACUGCCUCGGAUGAGCUGGAGAGAAGCAUCAGCAGUGAGAGCGAGAGCCUGGCAAAGCAGCUGGAUGGGAGGAGAGAGGCCCAGGGUGGAAAACACCUGGAUGGGGCAGGAGCGGCCUCUGGCACAGACAGGAAAUGCAGGAACCACCCUGGAUCCUCCCCUGGCCCUUCUGGUGCCUUCCCUCAGCCUCAGGAGGAGGAAAACCAAGACCCCUCACAGCAGGCUGGGAGCAAAGCCCCUGAUUCUGAGGAAGAUGAAGGGCUGGAGCCCUCUGGGACAUCUUCCAGGAGAGUUUCCUCGGAGAGCCUUCCUCCUCUGUCCCCUCUGGCCGAUGAAGAGGAGGAAAACUUCCCCAGUGUCCUGUCCCAUCGAGAACCCAAAUCCUUCGAGGAGGGGAUGCUGGUGUGGUGCAAGCUGCGGCGGUAUCCGUACUGGCCCGCGGUGGUGAAAGCAGUGAAGAGGAAGCACCGGAGGGCCUGUGUGCUUUUCAUAGAUGGCACCACAAAUGAGAAGAAAAAAGGUUUCUCAGUGUCUCUGAAGAGCCUGAAGCUUGAUUGUGAGGAGAAGCAGGAGCUCAUUGAACGAGCUAAGGAGAACUAUUCCAAGGAAAUCGAGUGGUGCCUGCAGCUGAUCCUGGACUAUCGGAUCCGAGUGGGUUGCCAUUCCUUCACCGGCUCCUUCCUGGAGUAUUUUGCUGCUGAUAUCAGCUACCCAGUGAGGAAAGAGGGCUACCAGAGUGUGGUGCAGAUGGCAUUCCCAAACACGGAGGAGGCAGGGGCUGGAGAAUCCUCCUCAGACACCUCCCCACAGAAACCCCCCAGGAAGCUCCUCCCUGACAGGACCAGAGCUGCCAGGGACAGGGAGAACAAGAAGCUGGUGGAGUUCAUCGUGAAGACCAAAGGGGCUGAGGAACAUCUCCUGGGCAUCUUGAAAAGCGGGAAGGAAUCGCGCUGGCUGAAGAAAUUCCUGAGUUCCAGCCGCUACAUGACCUGUGUGGAGACUUACCUGGAGGACGAGGAGCAGCUGGACCUGGUGGUGGGGUACCUGAAGGAGGUGUACAGGGAGAUGGACACCAAGAACCUGCACCAGAUCCUGGGGGACGGCAUCAGGUUCAUCUCAGACGUGCUUCUACCUGAGGCCAUCAUCUGUGCCAUUGCUGCUGUGGAUGACAUCGAUUAUGAGAAGGCAGAAGAGAAGUACAUUAAAGGACCACCUGUGAGCAAAAGAGAGAGAGAAUUAUUUGAUGAGCAAGUGCUGGGAAACAAAAAGCUCAAGACGGAGCCGGAGCCUGCGGAGAGCUGAGGAGUGCCCAGGGCUGCCCUGGGGCCAGCUGUAAAUAACCACUGGUGAUUUGUAUAAAACGUGGCAUUCUUUGUAAAGUCUGUGCGUGUAUUCCCAGAUAUUUCUGCUCUCAGCCUUUGCUGCUUCCCGUGGCCUCGGUCAGGAUCUGCCUGAUCCUCACCCAUCAGUGCCCUCCUGGGGGGCUGCCAGAGCCCCCCAGUGCUGUGCAGAGCUGCUGCUGCUUCCACGUGGGUUCUUUUAGCCAAACACCCAGCCUGGAAAGGGAUCUUGUCCUGCUUUGUGGCCUCGUUGCUCCUGAUAAAACCGGGGGGUUCCAGGCAGGAAAUGUUCCCAGGGGUUUCCCCUCCUGCCUCGUGGAUCUCCAAGGGUGGAAAAUCAGAUUGUGUGACCUGAAACACAAAGAUCUGGGGGUUUUGGUUUGUUGUGACAAAUAAAAUUCCACAGAGAAGCAAGCCAGGUUUGCUUAAACAAAAACAUUCCCUUUUCCUCUAACACUGAACCAGUGCAAUGCUGGUUUAUUGCCUCUUCUGAGGCCAUGAAUCUUGGGAGGAUUUAAUUGUCUUUUUCUCAUCUAAAUUCCCAAUUUAAUCCUGCCCACCUUUGCUGGAGCUGUGGCACAUGGAAGCAGUGUCACCAAGAACUAAUUAAUGAUGAAUAAUGAUAAAUGAUACAUAAACCCCCCUGAUUAGGGUUUCUCUGUGAUAAUGAAAAGUGAUCUCCUUGCUUGUCCAGUAAAACCCAAGAUGAUUUGAAAUGAAGAAGUCGAAAUUGGGAUCCAGAUGUCUAUCCUGGCUGUAGUAAUUAUCUGAAUACAUUUUAAUUACACUUUUAAUUGCUCUGUGCUCUCUAAUGAGUUUUCCCACGGAAUCCCCAUUCCCGUUAUCUCAAGUACCUCAAUUAUAGGGACAGGCCAGGAAGUGAAGGUUUUAUUAAAACCUGGGAGGAGGGAUAAUGAAUUUUGUGGGAUAAGAUAAAAAAUUAACGAUGGAGUUCACUCAGAGCUGUGAGUGGCACUUUGAUGAGGGCUUGGGGAGAGACUCCUGCCCUCAUCCCAGUGCUCUGGGGUAGUUUGGAGAUGGGGAUCAACUUUUCCCUCCUUUACAUCAACCCUGUGUUCCCUUCUCCACCAAAACUCCUCAAGUGCUGCUGAGAUGCUGCCCCACACCGUGCACAGAGGCAGAACCACCUCAGCUUUGGGAUCCUGGGAUGGUUUUGGGGGUGGAAGGGACCCUAAAACCCAUCAGGGACAGCUCCCACUGUCCCUGGGUGCUCCAGGCCCCUCCAGCCUGGCCUUGGACACCUCCAGGGACGAUCCUGACCUUGUCCCAGCCCCUUCCAGUGCUGCCCCGCCGGUCACGGCACCAGCUCAGCCUCACCAUGUACAAAUCAUGUGGAUUUAAUAAAGUGGGAUGGUGUGAAUCAUCAAAAGACGCUGCCUCUGUUGAAUUAUUUUAAUCUGUGGUGGGUGGUGUGCUUCCACCUCGGUUUUACGGCAGGUGAAGGUUGUUUUUGUACAUCAGAUAAAGCUGUAAUAUCCUGUCUCUGUCUCAGUUUCACAUUAUUAAUCACUGGGAAAUAAACUCACUUGGUUUUU
Messenger RNA from Prinia subflava (tawny-flanked prinia), 4221 nucleotides. RefSeq names its product PWWP domain-containing DNA repair factor 3B-like. The record is from RefSeq and is a predicted model, not a curated record. Lineage: Eukaryota; Metazoa; Chordata; Aves; Passeriformes; Cisticolidae.